AGCAUGCAAUAAAUGGUAUAAUGGGGAUCAACUUUGCAUAGAUAAAAACUCAAAAAAUACAAAGAAAGAGACGUUGUAUGGCACUACCCGCCACUUUAUGAUCACGGUUACACUUCCAAACUGCGGUCCACUCCUACCAAUUACUAGCAUUUUAAUGCCACUUCAAUACUACCAUAAAUCAAAUUAACCAAUAAACACACUUCAUAGUUCAUGCCCUAAACUUUCCCAACAAAAUUCCCCAAUUCCAAAUCUUACAUUCAUUUAAUAAAAAAAACGUUACAAAAUUACAAUUGCUGAUUACCGUUUUAAUUUUUCAAUUUAAACACCAAUUUGAAAAAACAAGCAAGUUGCGGUUUACCGUUUGUUUGCGGUUAGUAGCACCAAUGGGCUGCAACACUUCAAAACUCGAUCGGCUUCCGGCGGUGGCUUUAUGCCGUGACCGUUGCAAAUUCAUGGACGAAGCACUCGUUCAAAGCUACACUCUCGCCGAUGCGCACGUGGCACACAUGGAUUCACUCAGAACACUUGGUCCUGCUCUCAUUUUUUUCUUCCAACAUUAUCCCGGCGAAGAAAAUUCCCCAAAUAGCGAAAUCACACACCCACUCUCAAAAUCAGCACCCCCUCGCUCGCUAUCUUCUUCUGAAUCUUCUGAUUCAGAUGCAAAAGUCCUGCAUUCUGAAUCCGAAACCGAUGAUGAUGCAGAAAAAGAAUCUCAAUUAUUCAGUCACAACUAUAGACGCUACGAUUAUCUUCACCACGACACCGUUUUAUCCUCUGUUCCUGAUAAUGUGACUUUCAUGACCUAUGUGAAACCUAUUUAUGAUUCCUAUUCUCCGACGCCGGUGAAUGCCGGAAACUUUUCCGAUUUGAAACCGCCAUCGCCGCCUCCUCCGAGCACCUCUGCUUGGGAUUUCUUGAACUUCUUCGAACCGUACGAGAAAUUUCAAGUACGGUACAGUUCGGACGGUUACAUUGAUACGGUUGGGAAAGAAAACGGAAAUGUUAACGGUCACGUGACUCCGAAAAGUGAAAGUGUUGGUGUAGAUGAACCGUUAAAAUCCAACGGUGGUGAAAGUAAGUUGAGUGAGGAAGAAAAUGAAGAAGUGAAAAAUAAGGAAGAUGAUUUGAAAGAAAGUUCAAUUUCCGAGAAAAAAGUAACGGAGUCAGAGGAAUGUAGCGACUCUGUGCAAGUGAAAUCGGAUAAAGAUUUUACUGAAGCUGUGAAAGAGAUUCAAAUUCUGUUUGAAAGAGCUUCAAAUUCAGGGAGCGAGAUUUUGGAAAUGCUAGACGUUGGAAAACUCCGUUAUCAUCCGAAAAUUGAUCUCAAUCCAGUUUCGUGCAAGAUUAUGCAUGUGUUAAGUCCGUUAAAUCCAUUGACGGUUAUAUGCGUGGAAUCACCGCUUGGACGGAAAACGGGAUUUGAGGGUGAAGGAGUUUACGAUGACAAGUGUCUCGGUUACGCGAAUCUGUGCUCCACUUUGAGUAAGCUAUGUCUGUGGGAGAAAAAGCUGUAUCAUGAAGUGAAGGCUGAGGAAAAAUUGCGCAUACUUCAUCAGAAGAAGUGUAAGGAGUUGAAACGCAUGAAUAAAAAGGAGGCCGAUGCACAAAAAAUUGAUUCCGUUCAAGCUUUCAUCGGUAUUUUAGUUACGAAAAUGAAAAUUUCUAUCCAAGUUGUUGACAAGAUAUCUAAUACAAUUAGUAAGUUGAUGGAAGAGGAGCUGUGGCCACAGAUUAAAACGUUUAUUCUCAUGUUUCUAGGAAUGUGGAAAGAUAUGCAAGAAUGUUACAGACGCCAGUAUCAAGAAAUUGUUGAAAUCAAAGCUUUAGAUGCAUCCUCUUUCCACACAAAGCCUUGCCAUGCUAAUAUUGAUGCAGCAAUAAGACUCAAAUCUGAGUUACAGAAAUGGAUUUUAAGCUUCUUAGAUUGGAUUGAAGCCCAGAAAUCCCAAGUAAAAGCCCUGAAUUGUUGGCUAGUAAGAUGUCUAAUGUAUGAUGAACCUGAAGAAAUAUCUGAUGAUUCAGCUCCCUUUUCUCCUGACAAGAUUGAUGCACCACCUGUGUUUGUGAUAUGUAACAAAUGGUCGAAGGCUUUGGAUAAUAUCUCAGAGAAGAAUGUAAUUGAAGCAGUAAGUGGAUUUAUAUACAUAGUAAAUGAACUAUUGGAAAAGAAUAUUUUAGAGCUUCAACAAAAAUCAACAUUGGACGAGGAGUUAGAGAGAAAAGUGAAAACUUUGGUGAAGCAGGAGCAAAAGAUGCACAAAAUGGUGCAGGCUCGAGGGAGAAAGAUGACUCCAAUUGCAAAAACUCAACUGAGAGAAGAGACAGAUGCUCUGCAAAAUGAUGAUAUAGUUGAUUCUAUUAGCCUACAAUCAGGUCUGAAACAGAUUCUUUUUGCCAUGGAGAAGUUCACUGCCACCACUGCUAGCUUAUAUGAAGAACUUUGUCAACAAAUUAAGCAAGAUGGAGAAUCCAACAAAAAUAACUAGUUUUACAGAGAUCUCAAGAUAUUAUUUUUCGAAAUAAAGUAUAAUUUGAAGUAUUUUAAGGCAAAACUAUAUUGUUAUGGAUCUUUUCAUUAUGAUAUAAAUUGCAGACAACUGUUUCUAGAUGAGCCCCA
Messenger RNA from Cicer arietinum (chickpea), 2617 nucleotides. Its product is annotated as protein ALTERED PHOSPHATE STARVATION RESPONSE 1. Lineage: Eukaryota; Viridiplantae; Streptophyta; Magnoliopsida; Fabales; Fabaceae. The record is from RefSeq and is a predicted model, not a curated record.